This is a messenger RNA of Punctularia strigosozonata HHB-11173 SS5, 1520 nucleotides long. RefSeq names its product G-alpha-domain-containing protein. The coding region runs from base 69 to 1520 and encodes 483 amino acids. Gene Ontology annotation, biological process: adenylate cyclase-activating G protein-coupled receptor signaling pathway. Lineage: Eukaryota; Fungi; Basidiomycota; Agaricomycetes; Corticiales; Punctulariaceae. The record is from RefSeq and is a predicted model, not a curated record. The transcript has 9 exons. Gene Ontology annotation, cellular component: heterotrimeric G-protein complex. Gene Ontology annotation, molecular function: G protein-coupled receptor binding; G-protein beta/gamma-subunit complex binding; GTPase activity.
GUUAUCAGCGGGCUUUUCCUUCGUUACUCCUGCUUUCGCUAUCACCCAACGCCCAACAACCAACGGACAUGCACUCGGCCGCAGGGGGGACGAAGAUGGUGCGGACGUCGUCGAUGUACAGCGCGGACGACCCGCUCGGGCAGUGCCUGCGCCCGCCGGAGACGGAGACGGAGGACGAGCGCCGGGCGCGGCUCGAGCGCGAGUACGAGGCCCGCCGGGUGUCGGACGGGAUCGACGAGCAGCUGAAGAACGAGCGGAAGAAGUGGGAGAAGCAGCGUCGGCAGGAGGUCAAGCUCCUCCUCCUCGGCCAAGCGGAAUCAGCCCCGGUCCUCGCUCAUCAAGCGGCUCAACUCGCCCCCUCCCCCUCCCGCCUCCUCGUCCUCCCCCACCGGCGCGGCGGCCCCCACGAACCCCGCACGCCGGGCCAACACGAGCUCGCCGCGCUCCGCCUGCGCCUCUCGCCCCUCACCGGCUCGGAACGCGCGCUCGCGGACCGGCUCAACGAGGGCGUCGCGCUCCGGUCCGGGUCCGGCGUCUACGCCCGCCAGGGAUGGCAGGCCCGCGUCGCGCGCUCCCUCUCCUCCGCCUCCUCCUCUCGCGACGACGACGGCGCGGCGGCGAAGCGGCAGCAGCACCAGCAGGACGAAGACCGGGCGGUGGCCGAGAUCGCGCGCGUGCUCGAGGCGAGCGUGGACGACGUCGUCAAGCUGUGGGAGCACCCGACCGUGCUCGCGCUGAUGAAGCGCCGGCGGCUCCGGCUCGACGAAUGGAGCGAGUUCUUUCUCAAGAACAUACGCCGGAUCGCGAAGGCGUCGUACGUGCCGACGACGGACGACAUCCUCCGCGCGCGCAUACAGACGAUGGGCGUCGCCGAGCACGUCUUCGACGUCGUCUUACCCGGCCAGUCCCCCUUCGCCUGGCGCAUUUACGACGUCGGCGGCGCGCGCGGGCAGCGGCACACCUGGGUGCCCUACUUCGACGACGCGAAAGCCAUCAUCUUCCUCGCGCCCAUCAGCGCCUUCGAUCAGUUCCUGGAGGAAGACUCGAAGACGAACCGGAUCGACGACUCGCUCCAGCUCUUCACCCAGAUCUGCGCCAACCCGCUCUUGGCCAACGUCCACCUCGUCCUCUUCCUCAACAAGACCGACGUCCUCCGCGCCAAGCUCGAGAGCGGCCUUCGCCUCCAGAAAUACGUGACGUCCUUCGGUGACAAGACGAACGACUACGAGACCGUCUCCCGCUACUUCGUCACCCACUUCACGCUCGUCCACAAGCGGAACAGCGUGCACUCCAAGUCGCGCGUGCUCUACACGCACCUCACCAACGUCGUCGACACGCAAGCGACUCAAAGCAUCAUCGCCAACGGUCCAGAAGUGGUUUCGGAGGUUCGAUGGAGCGCCGGCGGUGUACGCGUGUCUCCGAGGUGCCGUUGGAGAAGAACGAUGGGUGGAGGCUCUGUAUCGAUGAAAGAAGAACGCGAUAGUGUGGUGGAGAUUAUCGGAAAGAUGAUGCAUGAAUGA